Messenger RNA from Microthlaspi erraticum, 1944 nucleotides. The record is from the annotation of a GenBank genome assembly. Lineage: Eukaryota; Viridiplantae; Streptophyta; Magnoliopsida; Brassicales; Brassicaceae.
AUGGACAGCGACAUGGAAAUCUCUCUCGACAGGCUUCCCAUAAAGCGAUUGGAAUCAAUAGAGGAAAACGGCGCCGAGCGUUUCCCUUCUGAUGUUGGUUACGACGAUAAGAGAGUAUCGUUGAUUCGGAGGAUAGACUUCGCCUGGGCGUUGGAAGAGGAAGAUGAGCUGAAGAAGAAGAAGCAGAAGAAGAAGAGCACCAAGGAGAUCCCGGAGCAAUGGGAGUGGAAGGGUAUGGUGGAGAAUUUGCAGUUGGCUCAUCAGGAGCUCUCUAUCAUCAUAGACCUUAUCAACACUGUCGAAGCGAAUGAUGCAGUAACAGUUGCUGGGAUGACGAGACCUAAGCCUAUGCCGAAUGAGAUUCUAUCAGAUCUUGCUGUGUCUACUGCUACCAAGUUACAGAGCUACCGGCAUUUAGGAAAAUACUUCAAGCAAUCAGAAAAAGCCUUAAAGCAGAAAAUCGAUCGUGAAGCAAGGUUUUAUGGUGCUCUUAUCAGGUUGCAGCAGAACUGGAAAGUCAAGCGACUGCGUGUGCUUGCUUCAACCGCCAGCAACGAGGGCUUCACCUUUGAUCUUUCUGAUAGUUCGUUUCCGACUUCUGGUUUUCGUCCCUCCACACUUUCCACUAUUCGUAUAGAUCAUGAUUCAGCUGGUAUGCUGGCCAUUAAUCUACCCCAAGACUCAUGGUACUCUCUUCGGUUUGGGUUUGUUGGCUUAAAUUCGAUAGACAAACCAAACGACUCUUCCGAGCACAUAGGCUCCCCUACCGGUCAGGACAUAACAUCAGAGAAGCAGUCAGGAAGUGACGAUGAAUCUGUUAAAGAAACUCAUACGCUACUGAGGGAGGUGCAUAAAUCGAUUUUUGCUGAGCAGUUGUUUGACAUGCUAAACCGUGAAGCAUUCAACGAAGGUGCGGGAUUCAGCAUUAGUGGAAUACGAGAAAACUUUAUGGAAAUGAGCAUCGGCCAAGGAGCUUCUUUGUUUGUAUCUCUCAAAAAUGCCAGCAACAAGAAGUCGGAAUCUGCAAAUGUGCCCAUUGAAUCAUCUGGUGGCAGACUAGAACCAGAGAAAGGAGACUCGCGCGUGAAGAAGCUAGGGUUCCCUAGCCGUGCCAGCUACGAAAUAUACUUGCAACAGAUUUUCCAUGAGCAUCUCUUUGGAAAGGCAAAAGAUCAGCCCAAGUCAAAAAGCAACCGAACAUCCAAUCGAACCGCAAAAGACAACAACAGCUCCGGACUUCUUGAUCAUUUCUGCUUAUCCUUGUCUCAUAGAAUCUUCUCAAACAGAGUUCUUGUGCAUCUGGAAAGCGUGGUCUGCAAGGUCCCAUAUCUCCAUUUGAUAUCUCAUCCUACAUGGAAUUCUCGGACAUCUUCAUGGACUGUCUUCAUGACUGUUCCUCCAUCAAUCAUCCCCCAGAAAAGUUCUGAAACUCAGUCUACAGAUGGUAAGAGGAAUCUCAAGACGCAGUUCCGGACGAAAGUUGUGGUGAAGGAUGAUUGUAUUAGUGUUGAAGCCGAAUGCACGCCCAACGUCGUUGGCUUGCUGAAAAGCACCUCCUGCGAUUUAUUCUCUACGAACAAAUAUGAGUGCGACUUGGCCGACCUUCCCGUGAUCAUUCUCCAACAGGUGGCGAGUCAGAUUGUGUGUUGGCUGCUGGAGGAAGCGAGGACGGUGGGGACAAAAGCGAGCAGGGAUUUUCUGUCUCUGUCGUUAGAGAUUGUGGAAGGGGAGAGAGCGAGCCUUGUGGCUCAAGUAAACCCUGAAGACGCAAAAGGAUGCAUCUCGUGGUGGCUUGUGAUGGAGAAUGGCUGCACCGAGGAGAGGAAAGAGGUGUCGGAGAGUCGCAAGCUGUUGGGUCGUUUGUCUCUGGAUGUCUUGUACUCUGUUCUCAUGGACUUGAUCAAUUUGUGUGGUAGUGGUCGAAAUGCUUUAGAGAGUUUGUAA